Messenger RNA from Ipomoea nil (Japanese morning glory), 2210 nucleotides. Its product is annotated as fatty acid amide hydrolase-like. Lineage: Eukaryota; Viridiplantae; Streptophyta; Magnoliopsida; Solanales; Convolvulaceae. The record is from RefSeq and is a predicted model, not a curated record. Gene Ontology annotation, molecular function: catalytic activity. Bases 205 to 2037 code for a protein of 610 amino acids. The transcript is spliced from 21 exons.
AGGCUAGAAUCUCCCAACCACUGCAUUGACUCAUCAAUCCGUUGUCCAAUGUUCAUCAGUAGAUACCUGGCUAUUCAUUCUUAAUUAGUCGAUCCAAUCUUCUGGAAAAAGAUGAGAGUAGAGGAACAAGAAAAGGAAAAGAAUGAGAACAAGACAACCGUUUUUGCAGAGAGAGAGAGAGAGAGAGAAGUGAAGUGAAUUGAAAUGGGUUUCCUGAGAGCUAAAGGCGUGAUUUACAAGGCUGUGGAGGAGGUUGAUCUUAGCCAUGGCAGCAAGGAAUUUUAUCUCAGAGCCAAUGUUAAAGCACCUCGGAUGGCUGGAGUUCUGGUUAAGGUUUUUGUGUGGUUCUUGGAAUUCCCAAUCUUUGGCCAAAUUCUGCUGUUCUUUCUGAAGAGGAACAAUCUGAUUCACAAGUUGGUUUCAUAUGCUGAGUUGCAGGAGUCACCCCUCUAUGUUCCUCUGCACCCUUAUGAAGAGAACGAGGAGAAAGAAGUGAAGUACAUGAAACCCGAACUAUCUCCCCCAGAACAAGUUCAUCAGGUUGUAGAAUGCCUUCAGGCUUCCCCGAACACACUGCAUAACACUACAAAACUCGGUUUCCAACGGUGGACUAUAAUGGACUAUUCGAGAGCUUAUCAACAAGGAGAAGUGACACCAUGCGUGGUUGCAGAAAGAUUGAUAAAAGCGAUCAAUGAGUCGUCCAGCUCUAAACUGCAAAUGUCGUUUUUCAUUAACUUUGACGCUGAAGACAUAUUGAGGCAAGCUGCAGAAUCGACUGUUCGUUAUGAACGAGGAGAACCAAUAUCGGUGUUGGAUGGAGUUCCAAUUGCCAUAAAGGAUGAAAUAGACUGCCUACCUUAUCCGACCACAGGAGGUACCAAGUGGUUGCAUAAAGUACGACAAUGUGAGGAUGACGCGUGUUGUGUGAAGCGCCUGAGACAAUGCGGGGCAGUACUGAUUGGGAAGACAAAUAUGCAUGAACUCGGGGCUGGAACCAGCGGGAUAAACCCCCACUAUGGGGCAACAAGAAAUCCGUAUAAUUCUCAGAGGAUUACUGGUGGCUCUUCUAGCGGUUCCGCUGCUGUUGUUUCUGCGGGGUUAUGCCCCGCUGCACUUGGUGUCGACGGGGGAGGAUCUGUACGAAUGCCCGCUGCUCUUUGUGGAGUUGUUGGCUUGAAACCAUCUUUUGGACGUGUACCACACUCCGGUGUUCUUCCUCUGAACUGGACAGUUGGAAUGGUCGGGAUUCUAUCGGGUACAGUAGAAGAUGCACUCAUUGUCUAUGCAGCUAUCAGUAAUCCCUCAGCUACUGAUCUAUCCCCAUCUGCACUGCCAAAGUUAUGUUUCCCUCUUUUGAAAUCGCCAAACCCGAUAUCGGAUAUCAGAUUAGCCAAAUAUGGAGAGUGGUUUAAUGACAGCACCGAUGAGAUAAGAGUCUGUUGUUCUCGAGCCUUGGCCAACUUAUGUGAACAUUUCUGCUGGAAGACCAUAGAUGUUACUGUGCCCGAGAUCGAGGUGAUGCGCCUGGCGCAUUAUGUGACGAUGGGAUCGGAAUGCAGUACUUCAAUCGCCCGUCAACUGGAAAAGCUGAAAAAGACCGAACUAGGGUGGGAUGCUCGGGUUGCACUUCCGGUUUAUGGCUCCUUUAGCAGCCUGGAAUACCUGAAUGCCCAGAGGAUCAGAAACCGGCAGUUGCAGUUCCACAGAAGAAUAUUUUCGGAGGCAGAUGUCAUUGUCACACCAACCACUGGAGUAACGGCGUAUGAAAUAAAGAACGAUGCUCUCAAAACCGGGGAGCUAGACUACAUAAAUGGAGCUGCACUAGUUCGCUACCAGAUUGCGGGGAACUUCUUAGGACUCCCAGCAGUGACUGUCCCCGUUGGAUAUGAUCAAUCCGGGUUGCCUAUAGGCCUUCAGUUCAUCGGGAAGCCAUGGACCGAGUCGUUGUUAAUCCACAUUGCCUUUUCAAUGCAAGGACUUUGCAGCUCAGAGUACAAGAAACCAGAGGUUUUCUUUGACAUGUUGGCUAAGGAUUGAAUGUUUUUGUGUUUCUCCAAGUGGAAAGCAAGAUUAUUGAACUGGGAUUUGGUGUUUCACAGCAGCUAUGAGAAAAUAAGUGUUUCUUUUAGAUGAUUUAACUCUUGUUUUUAAUCUACAUCUUUUCUAUUAUUUUCCAUAAAAGGAAAAUUAUUUAAACGUGUUGUACCUUA